Chelonia mydas (Green sea turtle) is the source of this 297-nucleotide messenger RNA. The record is from the annotation of a RefSeq genome assembly. NCBI's taxonomy places the organism in Eukaryota, Metazoa, Chordata, Testudines, Cheloniidae.
AUGACACCAUUACACUUCAGCUAUCACUCCGCCUUUAUCAUUAGCAUUAUAGGCCUCUCACUACACCGAACUCAUCUAAUCUCAACUUUACUAUGCUUAGAAAGCAUAAUACUAUCUUUAUUUAUUGCCUUAUCAAUAUGACCCAUCCAACUACAAACCUCAUCACUUAUACUCACCCCAAUAUUAAUACUAUCCUUCUCCGCCUGCGAAGCCGGCAUGGGCCUAUCCCUACUAGUAGCAUCCUCACGAACCCACGGUUCAGAUCAACUACAAAACUUAAAUCUCUUACAAUGCUAA